CCGAUCUAUCCACCUCGAGUAAAUGCAAUCACCAAUGCUGUUUGUUUUGGAGCACAUCUCAACCAAGAACAACUACAGAAGGCACAAGCACUAGUUAUAGAGUUCACGGACGUAUUCGCACUAUCAAUCCAGGAAGUGAAACCAGUGGACUUUACUAAAUUCCGUCUACAGAUACCUCAGGAUGCGAUAUUUUCAAGGAAAGUGCACCAAAGACCACUAACACAGCCUCAAUGCAAGUAUCUAUUCCCAGUUCUAGAUGACAUGAGACGGGCAGGAAUCACAUGUUUCAUUCCGGCGGACAAAGUCAAAGCGGUAGCUUCAACAGUCUUAGUACAGAAGACUCAC
This is a messenger RNA of Suillus bovinus, 345 nucleotides long. RefSeq lists its product as uncharacterized. The annotation marks the transcript as partial. NCBI's taxonomy places the organism in Eukaryota, Fungi, Basidiomycota, Agaricomycetes, Boletales, Suillaceae. The transcript has a single exon. The record is from RefSeq and is a predicted model, not a curated record.